CCUUUUCAAAUUUAUUUCCUGCAUUAUAAAAAUAGGCCAUUGGUAAAUUGGAUUAGUUCUCUUCUGAAUUACGCGUUGCCUGUAAGCCAUUGAAAUCCAGAGAGCCAGAGAUCGUCUUCCCCAAACUGCUGUGUAACGAUGGUUGCUCCACAGAAGGAUUCUAGAGAGGAAGUUCUUCAAGCAUGGUACAUGGAUGACAGUGAAGAAGACCAAAGACUUCCUCAUCAUCGGGAACCCAAGGAAUUUGUAUCUUUGGACCAACUUGCUGAGCUUGGAGUGCUAAGCUGGAGACUUGAUGCUGAUAACUAUGAAACAGACAAGGAGCUGAAGAAGAUUCGUUCAGACCGUGGAUACUCCUACACGGAUUUUUGCGAAGUUUGCCCAGAGAAGCUGCCAAAUUACGAAGAAAAGAUAAAAAAUUUCUUUGAGGAACACCUUCACACUGAUGAAGAGAUCCGCUACUGUGUGGCAGGAAGUGGUUAUUUUGAUGUGAGAGAUCGUGAUGAACGCUGGAUCCGUGUAUGGGUGAAGAAAGGUGGAAUGAUUGUUUUGCCUGCUGGAAUUUAUCACCGAUUUACUUUGGACACAAACAACUAUAUUAAGGCAAUGCGGCUUUUUGUUGGAGACCCAAUUUGGACUCCAUUCAAUCGCCCCCACGACCAUCUUCCAGCUCGGAAGGAGUAUGUUAAAUCUUUUGUGGAAAAGGAUGUCGGUAGUGGUGGUAAUGCUAUUAAUGCUGCAGCUUGAAAUCUUCCCCCCCCCCCGGUGUGUGGAAUAUAAAUAAUGCCCAAGCUUGUAUGGUUGUAUGGCUAUUUUGGCUUGACUUAUGUAUCUAUCCAUUAUGAAAUUUCAUCAAAAGAACCCCCAAAUCCCAUUAACUUAUUAAAAUCUGUUGCUGCAGAAAUAAAAAAAAUAAAUGGAGCAAAUUUAACGAAAGAAUUUUCUAGGUUAAGUCGCAGACUUUAGUUGUUUUUUAUAAGAUAUUUUGUGGCUCUGCCCAAAUUGUGCAAGUCAGGCUAUCAACUACGCUAUUCACAGGAUAAAACAGCUCAGAUAGCCUCUGUCUUAGUAUCCUCCUGCAUUGAAGAACACUGUUCUACGUACUCUAUAUCUGCUUGAAAAAGCUCAGAAAUAAUGUUUGUUUUUUAAAAUUAAGAAAAAUGUUCUCUCA
Messenger RNA from Humulus lupulus (European hop), 1171 nucleotides. Its product is annotated as acireductone dioxygenase 2-like. The record is from RefSeq and is a predicted model, not a curated record. NCBI's taxonomy places the organism in Eukaryota, Viridiplantae, Streptophyta, Magnoliopsida, Rosales, Cannabaceae. The transcript has 7 exons. Gene Ontology annotation, molecular function: acireductone dioxygenase [iron(II)-requiring] activity. Bases 139 to 747 code for a protein of 202 amino acids.